AUGGUAGAUACUCCUCAAGAUUUACAUCAGUCAAAUCCGGAAACUAGUACGAACGAUCAAUCGUCUAAAUCAAGCAAAAAGUACAAGAAAGAAAAGAAAAAAUCAGUACCAGUACAUCAAUUAUUUCGAUUUGCCAAUGGUUUAGACCGUGUCCUUAUUCUAGUUGGUUUACUCUGUUCUGCUGCUACUGGUGCUUUAGUUCCUAUUGGUAUCAUUGUUUUUGGGAAAUACUUGAAUGUUCUUAUUGACUCGCUCUCGGAUCCUUCAAAAAUUGUGGAUGAAACACUUCCGGUGAUCCUUACUCUAGUAUAUAUGGGAAUAGGUCUCUUUGUUGCUGCGUAUUUAGCUCAAUGUUGUUGGAUCAUUACAGGCGAAAGUCAAACAAGACGGAUUAGAUUCAAAUACCUUCAUUCUGUACUUCGGCAAGAUAUGUCAUGGUUUGAUAAAGCAGAAGAAGGAUCCUUAACAACACGUCUAUCUGCUGAUGCUCAACUUAUUCAAGAUGGGAUUUCUGAAAAGUUUGGUUUAUUUACUGUUUGUAUGGCUCAACUUCUUAGUGGCUAUAUUACUGCAUUGGCUACUAAUUGGAAAUUAGCUCUGGUUAUUCUUGCUUCAGCUCCUGCAAUGGUAUUAUCUGCUAUUAUCAUGGGCUAUUUUGUUACCAAGUAUACAGAAAAAUCUCAAGAUGCUUAUGCUCAUGCUGGAUCAGUGGCAGAACAAGCAUUUUCAGGUUUACGAACUGUUUAUGCCUUUUCUAUGCAAUCAAGAUUUGUGGAAAGAUAUAACAAAGAAUUAUUCAAGGCUCGUGCAUAUGGAUACAAACGUGGUAUUGCUCUUGGCGUUGGAACUGGUGUUCUUUUAUUUUCCUUUUUUGGUGUUUACGCCUUGGCAUUUUGGUAUGGUUCGAAACUAGUCUUUAGUAAUACCAUCAAUGGACCGACAAUUAUUGUUGUACUAGAAGCUAUCGUUACUGGAUCAUCCGGUUUAAUGAAUCUUCCACCAAAUCUUACUGCCGUGGCCAACGCUUGUGGUGCUGCUCAAAAUAUAUUCGCAACAAUUGACAGGAAAUCAGAAAUAGACUCUGAUAGCAAGGAAGGAGACCGACUAGAUGAUGAUAUGCUUUCUGGCAACAUUGAGUUCCGUGAUAUCAAUUUUGUAUAUCCUACUAGACCGGAUAUCACCAUUCUCGACAAAUUCAACUUGAAAAUCAAAGGUGGACAAAAAAUAGCACUUGUUGGUAAAUCAGGAUCUGGAAAAUCAACUACCAUUCAACUUUUACAACGGUUUUAUGAUCCUGGUCAAGGUCAUGUCUAUUUGGAUAAUCAUGAUUUACGCGAUUUGAAUGUGGGUUGGCUCAGGGAACAAAUGGGUGUAGUAUCUCAAGAACCAAAUCUUUUUAAUAUGACAAUUCGACAAAAUAUUAUGCUUGGUACUUCACGAUCUGUUUCGAAUCAAGAAUUGGUGGCUGCUUGCAAGACUGCUAAUUGUCACAAGUUUAUUACUCAAUUACCUCAAGGCUAUGACACUUUGGUUGGAGAAAGUGCAUCCAUGCUCUCUGGUGGUCAAAAACAAAGAAUCGCUAUUGCUCGAGCUAUUAUCAAAAAUCCCAGGAUCCUGUUAUUAGAUGAAGCCACAUCAGCUCUUGAUACUCAAUCAGAACGGAUUGUCCAACGUGCUUUAGAUGCCGCAUCGAAAAAUAGAACAACUAUUAUGAUAGCACAUCGUCUUUCUACUAUCAGGAAUGCUGAUAUGAUAGUGGUCAUGGACAAUGGGAAACUUAUUGAACAAGGCACUCAUAAGGAAUUAAUAGAACUUGGUCAGGUAUAUGCAGAUUUGGUCAAAAAACAAGAAAUUGCCAGCAACGAAGAUGAAUCUUCGGAUGAAAUCAACACGGAGAUAGAAACGCCAUCAUCAGAUGAAGAAAAAAUGACUUUUGUAGUAGAUGAACCGAAGGUAUCCACUGCCGAACUCGAAAAAGUGAUAACAACGACAAGUAUUGUGGACCCAUUGACAACAUCAACACAGACUGCCUACGAACUCAAAAUCGAACGUAUGCGUGAAGAUAAGGCUUUGAAGAUUUCUCAAUCGGCUCCUGUUCUACGUGUUCUUUACGAUAUGCGACCAGAAUGGUUCUUAUUAUCAAUUGGUUAUAUUGGUGCAAGUAUCUCUGGUAUUCCCUUUCCUUUGUUUGCUCUAUUAUUUUCCAAGGUGAUUAUCUCCAUUUCUAUUGCGCCAAAUACCAACCCUGGUCCAAUGGAAGGUCCUAAUUUAUAUGCUUUUUUAUUUAUGAUUGUGGGUCUUGUUUGUUUCUUCAGUUUAUCCGCGAAAAUUGUAUGUUUUGAAUUGGCAGGUGAAUCUUAUUCAAGAAGAUUACGAUUUCAACUCUUCAAGGCAUAUCUCAAACAGGAAGUGGGAUUCUAUGAUCAAACUGGAAACAGUACUGGAGCUUUGACAACACAAUUAUCUACUGAUACCAAAAACGUCAAUGAAAUGGUGACCAAAGCUUGGGGUGAAGUACUACAAAUUACAGUUACUGGGAUUGUUGGUUUGGUGAUGGCUUUUGUUUACUGUUGGCAACUUACUCUUGUUAUCUUGGGAAUGGCGCCUUUUCUCCUGUUUGGUACAUUUUAUGAAGCCAAGGUUGAAAAGGGUUUUACAGACAAUACAAGCAAAGCAUAUUCGGAAAGUGGUGAAGUGGCAAAUGAAGCAAUCAAAGGUAUUCGCACAGUGGCCUCUCUGAAUCAACAACAAUAUUUUGAAGAUCAGUUUUACAAGUCAACAGAAAGACCUCAUCUAUUGACUCGACGAAAAGCGUUGGUCUCUUCAUUCGGUUAUGCCCUCAUGCAAAGUGUCAUUAUCUUUACUGAAUGUGUAGCAUUCUAUGCUGGUAUGCGAUUUAUUGCAAAUGGAUGGAUUGGAUUCAACGAAAUGUUUACAAGUCUUAUGAUGGUGAUGCUCACUGCCAUGGGCGUAGGUCAAUCUUUAGUCUUUACGAAAACAUUCAUCAAGGCCAAGGUAUCUGCUAUUGCCAUCUUUGAUAUCAUCGACAGACAACCAGCUAUCGAUCCAGAUCUGGAAGGAGCCGAACCUAAAAAUGUUGAUGGUGAUGUCAAGUUCCAAGGUGUGGCAUUCUCUUAUCCUUCACGACCGGAUACUUGUAUCUUCAAUGGUGACUUUAAUUUACAUGCGAAAUCAAAUCAAACAGUUGCGUUAGUAGGUCACAGUGGCAAUGGAAAAUCUACAGUCAUUGGUAUGCUUCAGCGUUGGUAUGAUCCUCAAAAAGGAUCAGUGCUUUUAGAUGAUCACAAUAUCAACUCAUUAACACUAGGUCAUCUGCGAUCAAACAUGGCAUUGGUAUCUCAGGAGCCGAUCUUAUUUGACUUAUCGAUCAAGGAAAACAUUGAACUAGGUGUCGAAGGUGAACUGUCAUCUGAUACACUUAUAGAAGCAUGCAAGCAAGCCAAUAUCUAUGAUUUUAUCAAGGAACUACCGAAUGGUUAUGAAUCUCGUGUUGGUGAUAAGGGAUCUCAACUUUCUGGUGGACAAAAGCAAAGAAUUGCCAUCGCAAGAGCUCUAGUUCGUCAACCUAAAAUCUUAUUAUUGGAUGAAGCGACAAGUGCUUUGGAUAGUGAAUCGGAAAAGUUGGUUCAAGAAGCUCUCGAUAAUGUUAUCCAACAAGGUGGCCGUACCACCAUUACUAUUGCUCAUCGACUUUCUUCCAUCCAGAAUUCGGAUAUUAUUUGUGUCAUCAAUGAUGGUCGUGUGGUAGAACAAGGCUCUCAUCAAGAAUUACUGAAGUUGAAGGGCUUAUAUGCUGAAUUAGUGGAACAACAGUCUCUCAAUGUGUCAUAGAUCCUAUUUACCCUAGCAUACUCAUCUACCUAUCUAUGUAAAUUUAUUCACAUAAUCUAGCCAUAGUUUAAAUUACUCCUCUACUCUUAUCAUCACUGGUGUCAAACAUAUAUAAAUAUAUAUCUCAUCCUUUAAUAAAGUUUUAUUCUCUGUAUCAUAUAUAUAUAUUUAUA
This is a messenger RNA of Halteromyces radiatus, 4025 nucleotides long. Its product is annotated as P-loop containing nucleoside triphosphate hydrolase protein. Lineage: Eukaryota; Fungi; Mucoromycota; Mucoromycetes; Mucorales; Cunninghamellaceae. Gene Ontology annotation, molecular function: ATP hydrolysis activity; ABC-type transporter activity; ATP binding. Bases 1 to 3852 code for a protein of 1283 amino acids. The transcript is spliced from 9 exons. Gene Ontology annotation, cellular component: membrane. The record is from RefSeq and is a predicted model, not a curated record. Gene Ontology annotation, biological process: transmembrane transport.